This is a messenger RNA of Siniperca chuatsi (mandarin fish), 2358 nucleotides long. It is a transcript of the gene brix1, whose product is annotated as brix domain containing 2. Gene Ontology annotation, biological process: rRNA processing; ribosomal large subunit assembly. Gene Ontology annotation, molecular function: rRNA binding. The transcript is spliced from 11 exons. NCBI's taxonomy places the organism in Eukaryota, Metazoa, Chordata, Actinopteri, Centrarchiformes, Sinipercidae. The record is from RefSeq and is a predicted model, not a curated record. Gene Ontology annotation, cellular component: nucleolus. Bases 65 to 1099 code for a protein of 344 amino acids.
CGUGUGUUGUUUGAGUUGGACGGUUGGACUUGUGGCUACGCGAGAUUUGUGUCGGCUUACAAACAUGUCGGCGUUCAAGAGAAAACGUGGAGGACAGGCUGCUGUUGGUAAAAAGGCAAAGAAAGUAAAAUUUCUGGCAGAUAAAGGUGAAGCCGAACAGGAGAAGAAAAAUGAAGUCACGAUUCCAGCCCCAGUUUCGUCGGGUAGAUGGACCAACAAGGAAAGGGUUCUCAUUUUCUCCUCAAGAGGCAUCAACUUCAGAACAAGACACUUGAUGCAAGACCUGAGGACAAUGAUGCCUCAUUCAAAAGCAGAUACAAAAAUGGACCGAAAGGACAAGUUGUUUGUUGUUAAUGAGGUGUGCGAAAUCAAAAACUGCAACAAAUGCCUCUUUUUUGAGGCCAAGAAGAAGCAGGACCUCUAUAUGUGGAUUUCAAACAGCCCUCAUGGACCUUCUGCAAAGUUUCUGGUUCAAAACAUUCAUACACUGGCUGAACUCAAGAUGACAGGAAACUGCCUCAAAGGAUCCAGGCCGCUGCUCUCGUUCGAUCCUAAAUUUGACAAGGAGCCCCACUAUGCUUUACUGAAGGAGCUCUUCACCCAGACAUUUUCCACUCCACGCUACCACCCUAAGAGUCAGCCUUUUGUGGACCACGUCUUCACAUUCACCAUCGCAGACAACAGGAUAUGGUUUAGAAACUACCAGAUCAUCGAGGAGGAUGCCUCUCUAGUGGAGAUCGGCCCACGCUUUGUUCUCAACCUCAUCAAGAUCUUUCAGGGGAGUUUUGGAGGGCCUACGCUCUAUGAAAACCCAGACUUCCAGUCUCCUAACAUGCACCGGCGAGAGAUCCGACUGGCGGCAGCAGCCAGAGUGCGUGAGAAGCAGAUGGUGAAGGAGAUGCAGAAAAUGAAGAGAACUGUAGCGAAGGAGGAUUUGGCCAGAGACGUUACAGCUGACGUCUUCCUAACACCAGCUGAGGAGAAGCCUGUUCACAUCGAGACCGAAGCACCUGAGCCAAAAGUGGUGAAGAAGAACAAACACAAAGCUUUCAAAAGACAAAGGAUGGCACGCAGGUCAGAAGAAGCUCCAGAAAGAUGAGACCAAAUACUGAACGCAGCCAGAUCAUGGCUGCAAUUGGACUACAAACCAUGUAGACUCAUGAAGUUACAGGCAAUGUUUACAUGUAGAGGGACUUCUGACACAAAAUACCUGGGUCUCCAUAGUAACAAACAAUACAAAAUACAGUAACUGUACAUACAAUGACUUUCUGUAUCUAUGAAAGUAUGAACUCAGUAUUGUAGUGGUUUAACUACUACUACUACAACAGGUACAUAACAAGACUAGGAAGUUGACAUUAUCUUUCCACAAAUCCAGUGGUAAUGCUCCACUCAAGUGUGAUUGUUUGGUAAAUGAUGAACCAGUUGAUAAUGUUAAAACAACGCAACCUUUCCCACUGUGUCCAUUAUCCAUUAUGCCCAUUAAGUCCAGCAUUUCUUUCCUGUGUGCAACCCACUGGCUGUACUGCCUCCUCUGGCAGACUGCCUUCUCAUUCAAAGCAACUGGCCACCACUGAAGUUAAGGUGCUUAUGUAAAAUGGGAAUUCACUGGACUGUUAUCACUCCUCCUCCGCCUCCUCGUCAGGACAACAAAAAUAUUCUACAAAGCAAAUCUGUCCGUUGUCGUUCCUGACCAAGUACUGCAGAGAGAGGAAGCCCCUGCUGUCUGUCCUCACAGAGACUUUAAAGGACAAAGCCAGGGCUUUGGUGGACGGCUUCAGCAGGGACAUCUUGUACCUGUCACAGUUAACAGAGAGGACAGCACAGAAUGUGGAGCUUUAAUAAAACUCAUUAAGGGUAAAUAUGCAGACAAGAAUAUUCCUCAGGGCCUGGUACAAACUAAAAUUGGACAUCAUGAUGUAAGACCCUGUGAAAACAAGCUAACUGGCCCUUUUCAUAGCAAAUAUUUUGACAUGACAGAGUAGGAAAAGCACAUGUGUAAUCAAUAAUACUACUAAUGGUUGCAUGUCCAGUUCCCAAGCAUGGGGAUUACAGUCCGUCACCACUUUCAUGAAGCAACAUAUGGCAACUAAAUGAAAGUGAAAAAGAAUUUCAGUAUUUCACUUCAUCCACUACUUUGUCUCUGCCAUUCUUUUGUUCCGGUUGUCGUGUAACCUUCUCUAUUUCCCCUAGUCCACCUUAGGUUCCUAACAGUAUAGUUUAUUUCUCUGUACUAACCUGUUGGUUUGGGUCUUGGUGCAUCGGAACAGCUCCAUCAUGUCAGAGUCUUUGGGAUAAUCAUAAUGGGCAUUUCCAGAGUUCCCAAAUGUCGACAACCUGAAUAGCAGAAUAAACCACAGA